CACGAAUGGGAGACCUUUCUCGUAGACGUGCACCCCACCCUCUUUCCCCCCAAAAUAUGGUAACUAAUUGAAUAUUAAUACACGCAAGAAGUGCACUAUUUACAUAUCACCAGUUCGGCUGAGCAAUCUUUUUAAUUUCGACUCCAAUGUUAGCGUCACGGUGUAAUUUGAUACAAACACAUUAUGUCGCGUUCAGCGAACGAAAGUCAGGGAACUUCGAGCGAAGUGCCUUGCGAUAAAAAAAUAUUUGAAACAGUAAAUCAGCCACACUUGAAGCAACGGAUACGGAAAGCAUAUGCAGAACAUGAACGACCUUACAAAUGUGAUAUUUGUCACCGUAGCUAUGCCUUUGAACAUUCAAGAAAUCAGCACGUACGUGUGAAACACAUAGGACCAGCGCCGAAGUUGCACUUGACAGCAGAUGCAGCGCUACGGCCAAAAGUAGAAGUGCCAUUCGUGGUCACCGCCAAGACGUUUGCACCGAUCACUAAACUUACCGGCACGGGAGAUGUGAAACGAGGACUCAAUUAUGUAAUAAAUAUCGCAAACCCUAUGACACAAGUUGGCAACCGGAAGCCGCAAGCAAAUGGAAAUCGUUUGCCACAGAUAAACGGAAAUCACAUACAGCAAGUAAACCGAAGCCAUGUACCGCCAACAAACCUAAGUCAUGUGCCACAAACGAACAGGAAUCACAUGCCACAAGCAAACCGGAAUCACAUGCCACAAGCAAACCGGAAUCACAAACUACAAGCAAAAGCAAAUCACACAGCACAAGCGAUAUGCCAUCGUGAAUCCCAACAAGCGAGUUGUAGCCAUCUGCAACAAGUGAGUGCACAUCAGCUGCAGCAACCACCUGAAAAUCACUUGCAGCAAGCACCUGGCAAUAACUCGCAGCAGGCGAAUAGAAAUUAUCUAGAAAACAACAUGGAAAAACGGCAGAUCCUCGAUAAACGGUGUCGUUUGCAGCAAUCUCGGUCGUUGAAUAUCUCGCAAAAUGAUUUAACUCGGCAAGAACGGACGAUACUGGGCAACCCAAAUGGCCAGCAUGGGGAUGUGCUAGGAGAUCUACAGGCUGUUUUCAGAUCGGUUUCUGAUUUCCCUACUACUGCGAGAUCUGGUAUUUACAGUGUACCGUCGACACAGAUGGCAAAUGCAGACGACAGACAAUCUGUCGAUGACAUGAAUCUGCCUGGGGCAAAUAUGCGAAUUCAGCGCUUGAAUACGUACCGGCGAUUAUCACAGUGGCACCACCACCCAACUGAGGAUCAAGUUGGUCGUGAGAGGUCAAAUGUACAGCGACAAGCGUCGAACGCAUCACAGUGGAACCAUCCAUCUGAGGACCAGUUCGGUCCUGAGAGCGUUAAAAGUAAUCCACAAUUGUCACUGUCCAAUACCUUGCUAAUGCAGCGUAAGAAUAUUGGACAAGUGUCCCGUAAAAUUAGUAGUCUGGAAGGACAAAGCGCCAAGACGCAGCGAAAAACGUACAGCGGAAAUAUACCGAUGUCUUUAGAUGAUUUUGUAAAAACCAACCAGCGAGAUGGUUGUGGAUUGAGCACAGAUGGCAACGGUCGCAUACGGCAUUCCUGGCAGCAAGGCCAGAGUACACCAGAAAGUUUGAGAAAAAUGCAAGCGAGUAUCACGAAACAACAACACCAACAGCUAGGCGAUACAACAGUUCGCAUCAGACGCUUUACCAGCCCCGAGGUGUUUGACUUUGAGACCUUUUUAAACGGCAAAGGUACAUCAAUCACUUCCCCUUUCGGCAGUGGAUCGGAACAAGUUAAGCAGUCAUGCGCACAGCGCAUGACAGUGCGGCAGCCGCAGCCACCGAAAAGGAAAUCUAAAACACAAAUGUCAGCCGAGACGGUUCAUUCACCACGCGCAAGUGGGGAUUUGAACCUUCCAAGGAUUUCAAUGCAAGACUCAGCGGUAUGCACUACAGUCCCAUCACAAUCGCCAUGCACCAUGGGGAGUGAAUUGAAUCAACAUAAUGCUGAUUGUUCACAGUCAGGAUCAAAUCAACCGAGGGGCAAUAGUUCUCAAUACGGUCAACAUGUUAACAACACCGAGGGUACGGGAUUGAACUUCCUGGAGCAGCUGCUGAAAGCAAGUACCGAUACGCGCGAUACAAUUCAGAAGAGUUCGAAAGUCUGGAGGUCAAAUAAUAGCUGUCCAGUGUCUAAUGAGCGCAACAAUACGGAUUCAAAAUUCAGCAAUGAUCUGUGGUUGCAAAAUACGCCGUUCAAUGACAAUGUAACAGUGGUAGACGGUCGUGAAGGGGUACCUACGGAUAUGGAUCAGCAGAAGCUGCAGCAAAGGCAACAGGCCAGGCAACAGCACGAACAAGAACGUCAACGCAGACAGCAAUCACAUAUGGAUCAGGAACUCGCACACAAGCAUCACAAUAACAACAAGAACAAAAAGAUUUUUUAUAAGCAUAACAAUAAGGAUGCAAAUACUACAGAACAAGCAAGCUGUGAUAUAGGAACACAGCCGUUGCAACCGAAUCAGCAGGAGAGUAUCUCUCAACAAGAACAGGCAAUUCAGAAUUGUGCAGGAGAGCAGAGAGUGCCCGCCAAUGUACGCACAUUGCAGACGGAAAAAUCGGUCGAACAUAGCAAAAGUGAUGCCGGAACCAUAGGUGAGGCGGAGGCUCAUGCCAGUAACAAUGAUGUGGAUGAAAGUGCGUCAACGGGUACAGAUUCGGAAGAGGAUGUCAAUAUUUCUGACCCGUGUUUGUCAGGGAAUGUAUCGGCCAAUUCCGGUGCACAGACCGUGCAUAGAAAAAAGAUUAAUUCGAAGGCGAAUAUUGAGGCGAAGAGCAGUGCGGAUGAUGAGGAAGGUUGCAGGACACGCCAGCUGCACAAGAUCGACGAUAAUGACUUCACCCAUGCACAGGGUCAGAAUCAGCCACAAAGUGAUUCAUCUCUAGCCGGGAAUCACGGUAGUAUAGUGGAGAAGCCUGGCGAGAAUGCGAUACAUCCAGCCAACAGGUGCGAAAGGUCGUUACCCUCACCGCUAGAUAUCGACGCUGUGUGUAGUAUACUUCAGUUUCUAGAAGACGGCAGUGAUGGUAAUAAUAAGUCCUGGUUUGGGUCUCAAUAAUGCACUGCUGCAAGGUGAAAUUCAACAAAAUAGCAACCGACUUAGAAAGUACUGAGACAGUAUAGACAAUAAAAGGCAAGGCACCAAUGGAAGGCAUGAG
Messenger RNA from Sphaeroforma arctica JP610, 3205 nucleotides. RefSeq lists its product as hypothetical. The transcript has 5 exons. Lineage: Eukaryota; Ichthyosporea; Ichthyophonida. The record is from RefSeq and is a predicted model, not a curated record. Bases 184 to 3105 code for a protein of 973 amino acids.